Messenger RNA from Canariomyces notabilis, 1373 nucleotides. RefSeq names its product cyclin-like protein. Gene Ontology annotation, cellular component: nucleus; mediator complex. The transcript is spliced from 2 exons. The coding region runs from base 100 to 1188 and encodes 362 amino acids. Lineage: Eukaryota; Fungi; Ascomycota; Sordariomycetes; Sordariales; Chaetomiaceae. The record is from RefSeq and is a predicted model, not a curated record. Gene Ontology annotation, biological process: positive regulation of transcription by RNA polymerase II. Gene Ontology annotation, molecular function: cyclin-dependent protein serine/threonine kinase regulator activity.
UCACUCGCACAGAGCAAUUCGUUGAGAUCCAAUGUCUUCGCAACACAACUUCUCAGCGAGUAGCUCUAUCUGCCGCGGCCCUUGACGAGCGGCUAUGCCAUGGCAGCCAAUUAUUGGGAAUCAACCCAACGACGCUUCUGGCAGUUCACCAAGGACGAGCUGGCCGCCACGCGGCAGCGCCUCGAAGAUGAAGACCCAACCCUGGUCCAAAUGUUCCCGCUGCCGCAGUUGCGCCAUCUCAAUAUUUACUUCAAUCAGCAAAUCAACCGCCUCGGAAAGCGGCUCGGCGUUCGCCAACAGGCGCUGGCAACAGCCCAGGUCUACAUCAAGCGCUUCUACACGCGAGUCGAGAUCCGCCGCACGAACCCCUACCUCGUCAUCACCACGGCGCUCUACCUCGCCUGCAAAAUGGAAGAAUGCCCCCAACACAUCCGACUGGUCUCGCAAGAGGCACGGUCACUGUGGCCGUCCGACUUCCACGGCCACGACACUUCCCGAGUGGGCGAGUGCGAGUUCUCGCUCAUCUCGGAGAUGAACUCGCAGCUCAUCGUGCACCAGCCCUACCGCACGCUGCUGGCCUUCCAGGACGAGUUCGGCCUGACGCACGAAGAGACGUCGCUCGCCUGGACCGUCAUCAACGACCACUACAUGACCGACCUCCCGCUGCUGCACCCGCCGCACAUUGUCGCCCUGACGGCCAUCCUCAUGGCGCUGGUGCUACGCCCCGUCAGCAACACGACCGGAGGCGGCCCCACCGGCAGCAACACCAGCACGGGCGCGGCAGGAGCAGGGGCGGGAGGAGGAGGAGGAGCAGGAGGCGUCGCCUUGGCUGCGACGGCACUGGCACAGGCACAAUUGCAGGCGCAGGCUCGGGUGGCGGCCGUGUUUGCCGGCGGAGGCGGCGGCGGCAAUACGCCCGUGACGCCGGGAUUUACAUCCUCCCAGGGGUCGCAGGUGGGCUCGGCACAAGGGGAGAACUUGGGCGAGCCCAAAAAGGCGACGGAUCCCCGCCUCGCCAAAGUCCAGCGCUUUGCCAUGUGGCUGGCGGAAAGCAGUAUUGAUAUUGAAGCCAUGGUGGAUUGCACCCAGGAGCUGAUCUCGUUUUACGAGUGCCACGAGCAGUACAACGACAAGCACACGCGGGAGCAGAUCAGCCGCUUCAUCAAGGCGAGGGGGCUGGAUAAGUGAACGUUUCUUGGCCAGGUUCUUCAGGGCUUCAGUAACUCCUCUGUGGAGGUAGUCUGUCUUGAUACCCCCGCCGGCAUGGCAAUACGGGAUUGUCGCCUGCCCCGUCGUCUGGGCCCGGUUGACCAAGAAACCUUCUGCUCUGGGGGCCAGGUUAUCCAUCCAGCUCUCCAUAGUCAGCGCUGGGC